CAUGGCCGGGCCGGUGGGGCCAGCAGCAACCAUGGUUCUUCUCAGCCUGGCAAUGGGGUUGGAGGCCAGCCCGGAGCUCUCUGGGUACCUGCGCAAGGUGCUGAGGAAUCACACUGCCCACACCUGUGACGGGGAGCAGCUCCUCAUCAUCUGCCCUCGCAAAACCACCAUCAGCAUCCUUGGUGCCUUCUAUGGGCGUCGUGUGCCCAGCCCCAACCUCUGCCCUAGCCCUGGCAAUGCCUCCCAGGAGAACAUUGAGUGCACGUCUACCACUGCCCACCUGAAGCUGCUGUCUGAAUGCCAAGACCAGCAGUGGUGCCAGUUCUCAGUGCACAGCCAAGUGUUUGGGCCGGACCCAUGCCCAGGGACACACAAGUACCUCAUCACUUCCUACAAGUGCCGGCCAGGGAACCAUCGGGUCAAGACCGUGUGUGAGAACGACAAGCUGAAGCUGCAGUGCCGACCAAAGUCCAUCCUGGCCAUUUAUUCCGCAAGUUAUGGACGAUUCCUGCGGGGCAAGCCAGAGUGUGAUGCCCUGAACACCAGGGGACCCCAUAUAGAGUGCUUGGCUCCAGAUGCCCUGCGGAGGGUCUCCAAGAGGUGCCACCGUAAGGUGAACUGCACAGUGGCUGCUGACCAGGCCACCUUUGGAGACCCAUGUCUCCCUGGCACAAAGAAACAGCUGAGAGUCUCCUACACCUGUGUGCCCAGGCAGCUGCUGGAGGAGGUGGGCUCUGACUCCUCGGACCCCUUCCUGCUCUCGGACUACAUGCAUGGUGGCUGGUACAAAGGGCCCAGGUUCUCCAAGCUCCGGGAAGACCAGAUGAUUUUUACUAGCUCUCUGGCAGCUUUUGCCCACCUCUGGGGUGUCCCAGAGAAAGUUGGCCUUUACUUUCUCUGUGGGGUCUCAGGAGGCCUUAUGCUCCUGCUGUGCAUCAUCAGCCCCAAAACAACCUUCCUCCAGGAGGUGGGACAGGCUCUAAAAGACCCAGAGCUGGGGAGCAGCUCAGAGCUGAGCAGGACCAAGCUGCGAGACGAGCAGGAUGAAGACCUUCCUGAUGACAGCUCCUCGGACUCCUCCUUCCGCCACCUCACUCGCACUUACCGGGCCACAGACAGCAUCUUCAGCCCUGAGCUGACAGCAGCCAUGGAGGGAGCAGUGGAGCACCACAGUCGUGGAGGGGAGGAGAUCUGGAUGCCCAAGGAGUCAAGUCCUUAUGCCAUUCACAAGAUCAAAUCAGCCACCAAAUAAGAACUGGAAGAAAAUGGCCAGAGAGCAUUGGGAGAUGGAGGCUAAGUGGGAUCCAACACGGAAGAGACACAAGAGUUUGGGCUCCUCGGGGUGAGUGGGCAUCUCGAGUGGCAGCAAGGUGACAGCAGCCGCAAUGUGGCCAUCAACCUGCUGCUCCACCAGCCUAGAAACCUCUAACCUGGGGCUGGAAAACGCAGUGCCUGUGUGUCAUGAGGAGCUGUGCGAUGGUUCAUGGAACUUCCUUUGCCACAAAUGUGCUGCUAACCCUAAACUAACCUUCCCAUUCUCAGCUCGCAUUGUCUGGCUCUAGUGCCUAACCUCGCUCAACCACACCAAGCCCGCCUUGAACUUUCCCAGCCUGUUUGCUCCUCCUUGUUCUUGAGUGCUGGCUUCCACUGCUGGUGCUGCAAAUUCUCCCCAGCACUCAGGCAGCACACAGUGCAGGGAGCGAGAGGGCUGAAUGUGUGGGACAGCGUCACAGGCAUCACCCAGCACGACCCUGGUACACCCAGGAGCUGAGACAGCCAGUGGCUUGGCAUGGCACUGCCUUUCACUUCCCCAUGGGCAUUUGGGAGCUCUGUCACCCUGCCUUGCUCUCUGCUUUCCUUCAUGCUUCCCCUUCUGGCAGGAGAGUCCUGGGGUUAAACUUGCUGGGGCUUUUCCCAGUAAAUAAAUGCAGCAGCUCAUAGGCUCUA
Pogoniulus pusillus (Red-fronted tinkerbird) is the source of this 1947-nucleotide messenger RNA. RefSeq names its product protein eva-1 homolog C-like. Gene Ontology annotation, molecular function: carbohydrate binding. Bases 2 to 1252 code for a protein of 416 amino acids. The record is from RefSeq and is a predicted model, not a curated record. The transcript is spliced from 8 exons. Lineage: Eukaryota; Metazoa; Chordata; Aves; Piciformes; Lybiidae.